Paramuricea clavata is the source of this 381-nucleotide messenger RNA. NCBI's taxonomy places the organism in Eukaryota, Metazoa, Cnidaria, Anthozoa, Malacalcyonacea, Plexauridae. The record is from the annotation of a GenBank genome assembly.
AUGGUGGAAGAAACAAUGGCGGGAAUUGCAUUAAAUUUCAACUCCGAAAUGCGUCCAUUCAAUGACGCUUUUACAGACGGGAAAUUGCCAUGUCCGCACAGAUCUUGUAGAAGUGAGACUGGAAAAGCAUUUUUUCAAGAUUUAGCCCAACAUUAUAGGAUAAAACACCGAGAAUUAGCGUUCAACAAGGAGAAGCACACUCAAGAAGCGCGUCGAUUGUUUAACCUGUUUCACGGCAAUGAAACGAAACAGUACUUGGCAAGGGUUUUCUCUAAACGCUCUCUUCAGGUAAAUAUUUUUGGAUUCAACCUUAUUAUAAUUGUCGGCGUGAGCGAUCACACGGUUCGCUUAAGAAAUGAAUAUUUUAUGAGUUUAUAUUGA